Molecule: messenger RNA, 889 nt
Organism: Phodopus roborovskii (desert hamster)
Lineage: Eukaryota; Metazoa; Chordata; Mammalia; Rodentia; Cricetidae
Gene: Mrpl13
Product: mitochondrial ribosomal protein L13
Exons: 7
Coding region: 138-674 (178 amino acids)
Biological process (GO): translation; negative regulation of translation
Cellular component (GO): mitochondrial large ribosomal subunit; ribosome
Molecular function (GO): mRNA binding; structural constituent of ribosome
Source: RefSeq, a predicted model, not a curated record
GCGCGGUGGAGAAGCAGACGAGCGCUCGCCGGCGGUAGGAACCCUCGUCCUCUGCCGUCUGUGUUUCCGGCCGGAUCGAUGGUGCUGGUGCUCCGACUGGGGGUGUAGAAACUAAAGGACGCCGGAAGUCGGGAAGCAUGUCCAGCUUCUCCAGGGCGCCCCAGCAAUGGGCCACUUUUGCUCGAAUGUGGUAUCUCUUAGAUGGCAAGAUGCAGCCCCCUGGCAAACUUGCCGCUAUAGCAUCAAAGAAGCUUCAAGGACUACAUAAACCAGUGUAUCAUCAGCUGAGUGACUGUGGAGAUCAUGUUGUCAUAAUAAACACAAGACACAUUGCAUUUUCUGGAAACAAAUGGGAGCAGAAAGUGUACUCCUCACAUACUGGCUACCCUGGUGGGUUUCGACAAGUAACAGCUGCACAACUUCACCUGAAGGAUCCAGUGGCGAUUGUGAAAUUAGCUACUUAUGGCAUGCUGCCCAAAAACCUGCACAGGAGAACGAUGAUGCAAAGGUUGCAUCUUUUUCCAGACGAGGAUAUUCCUGAAGAUAUUCUUAAGAAUUUAGUGGAAGAGCUUCCUCAGCCACGUAAAGUACCUAAACGGCUGGAUGAGUACACCCAAGAAGAAAUAGAGGCUUUCCCAAGAGUGUGGGCCCCACCUGAUGAUUAUCGGCUGUAGGAAAAAUAGGAAUGGCGAAACAACAGCAGGAGACGGGAUACUUCCUGGGGAAUUGCCAUGACCCAGGACAGAGAGGAAAUGCGCUUGCGUUCCCUGUGGGAAGACUCAAGGCGGGCCUCAUCAGGAUAGUGCAGUAGAACAUACUACUUUACACAAGUGUCUUAUGGAACCUGCUUUAAAUGCUAUAAGUUUUAAUAAAACUGCUUACUAAGUCA